UCCCCGUUUCCCUCCUCCCACUUUCACUCUCCCUCUUCCAUCGGUUCCUUGUUCCUUCUUCUUGUUAAUGGCAUCCGUUGCUACUGCUGGAAUCUCCAUCGCCCGCACUGGUUCUUCGUCGUCUUCGUUCUGGAUCCGCCAUAGAAAUCGUUCCAACAAGGAUCGGAGUUCUAGGAAUCGAGUUAGGGUUACGUGUUCUUCUUCUCUGCUCGAUCCUUAUCAGACUCUUCGGAUUCAACCUGGUGCCUCUGAAUCUGAGGUCAAAAAGGCCUUCCGACGCCUCGCUCUUCAGUAUCAUCCUGACGUUUGUAGAGGAAGUAAUUGUGGCGUGCAGUUUCAUCAAAUCAAUGAAGCUUACGAUAUUGUGAUGAACAACUUAAGAGGUAUAUCGACACCAAUAGAGACAUGUGAAUCGUGUGAGGAAGGGGUGGAUGAAGCGAUGAGAGGAAUGGAGGAUCCUGAUUGGGAGUUAUGGGAAGAAUGGAUGGGAUGGGAAGGAGCAGGAAUUCGGGAUUAUUCCUCGCAUAUCAAUCCCUACAUUUAGAAGAAAAUUAAGUAGCAUUUGUGAAUAGAAGAACCGUCGUUAAAUCUGUCAACAUCGGCCAUUGUAAUGGGGAAGGGCCCAGGGAAGACUGGAAAAUCUCUUCCCUGUUUUCAAAUGUUUUUGUACAUAAGGUCAAUAGAGCGGGCCUUCGGCUUUUAAUAAUGUGGAAAGGCUCUAAGAUGCCCUAUCAUAGUUGUGGUGGGGCAUUUGUGUUUCA
Messenger RNA from Cucurbita maxima (winter squash), 761 nucleotides. RefSeq names its product chaperone protein dnaJ 8, chloroplastic-like. Bases 68 to 544 code for a protein of 158 amino acids. The record is from RefSeq and is a predicted model, not a curated record. NCBI's taxonomy places the organism in Eukaryota, Viridiplantae, Streptophyta, Magnoliopsida, Cucurbitales, Cucurbitaceae. The transcript has 3 exons.